Ostrinia nubilalis (European corn borer) is the source of this 3788-nucleotide messenger RNA. RefSeq names its product protein retinal degeneration B (gene rdgB). The coding region runs from base 188 to 3700 and encodes 1170 amino acids. The record is from RefSeq and is a predicted model, not a curated record. Lineage: Eukaryota; Metazoa; Arthropoda; Insecta; Lepidoptera; Crambidae. Gene Ontology annotation, biological process: phospholipid transport. The transcript is spliced from 2 exons. Gene Ontology annotation, cellular component: cytoplasm. Gene Ontology annotation, molecular function: metal ion binding; phosphatidylinositol transfer activity; phosphatidylcholine intramembrane carrier activity.
UUGUUAGGACAUUCUUCUACUGGGUCUGUUUUAAAUGUCAAAGUUCAUUCCUCCAGCAUCGGAAAAGGUGGUGGUUUUGUGUUGUGAUGAGAAUGAAAUGCAGUGAGAUUCAUUUUAUAGCUAAAUAUGGACUUGUGAGCUUUUAAGGUGGAGUUAAAUUUCAAGGAAUGCUCCAUAAUCAAACAAGAUGCUAAUUAAGGAGUACCGUAUACCUUUGCCCUUGACGGUAGAGGAAUACCGGAUUGCUCAGCUGUAUAUGAUUGCAAAGAAGAGUAGGGAUGAAAGUUCAGGAGAAGGAAGUGGUGUAGAGAUUUUGAUCAAUGAGCCAUAUGAAGAUGGGCCUGGAGGAAAAGGUCAGUAUACACAAAAAAUAUAUCAUGUUGGUAGUCACUUGCCAGGAUGGUUCAAAAGUUUACUUCCCAAAUCAGCCUUAACCGUUUCCGAAGAAGCUUGGAAUGCCUAUCCUUAUACAAAAACGAGAUACACAUGUCCAUUUGUUGAGAAAUUUUCUCUGGAAAUUGAAACAUAUUAUUAUGGUGACAAUGGCCACCAAGAAAAUGUCUUCAACCUAAGUGGAAGUGAUUUAAAAAGUAGGAUUGUUGAUGUUAUUGAUGUUGUUAAAGAUCAACUUUAUGGCAAUGAUUAUGUAAGAGAAGAAGAUCCUAAAUGUUUUGUGUCUCAAAAAUGCAAUAGAGGUCCUUUAACUGAUACUUGGUUGGAGGACUACUGGGCAGAAGUCCAGGGAAAACCACAACCACUGCCAAAUGGAAAAUCUCUCAUGUGUGCCUAUAAACUUUGUCGAGUGGAAUUCCGUUAUUGGGGGAUGCAAACCAAAUUGGAGAAAUUUAUUCAUGAUGUUGCCUUAAGAAAAACCAUGCUAAGGGCGCACAGACAAGCGUGGGCCUGGCAAGACGAAUGGCAUGGAUUAACAAUGGAAGAUAUACGUGAAAUCGAACGACAAACGCAACUCGCCUUGAAAAAGAAAAUGGGUGGUGAUUCAGGUGAUGAACAAGACAUUUCUGAGGAAAAUUCAAAGUCUCUUGCAGCUACCAUGAGUAGUUUAGAGAAAAAUGAAGACAUGCCAACUCCAUUGGCUCCUAAAAGAAGUAACGAUAAAAGGAUCUCAAAACAUGUAACCCCUGAAGGUACUCCUCCAUCAGAACAUAAGAGUUCUAAGAGUAACCUAAGGUCAUCUUCUUCUGGUUCUAUAAAAAGUUUGCAGCAGCAGGUAGCCAAUUGGCGCAUGGAGACAAUCGUAAGAGAAUCAGAAACUGAAACUGGAUCUGAAGAUGAGUUUUAUGAUUGUGAAUCUUCAUUCAACAAGUGGUCUUCAAUGUGUUCUUUAGAUGCAGCAGAUAUUGAUAUUUCUCCAACCCAAGGAGAUCAAGCGCAAGACGAUAGUAUAUUCAACCCUACAUUCUUGAAAAGAGUUACAUCAGAAAGAGGUUCCCGUAGAAUGGUGACACUGCAGAGUCACCAAAGUAUCGACGGCUGUCCUGAAACACCUGUUCAUAGUUCAUGCCCAACUACUGUGCUAAUAUUAGUUUUCCAUGCUGGUAGUGUUUUAGAUGCUAAUGUUGAUAUGACAGCUAAAAAAUCAGACGUAACUACAUUCAAGGGUGCUUUCGAAUCAGUAAUGCGUCAACAUUAUCCAACUUUAGUAGGACACGUCACUAUAAAAUUAGUAUCGUGUCCAUCUGUAUGCACGGAAGCUCUAGGCGUUCUUUCAACACUUAGCCCUUAUAGUUUUGACUGUUCGCCAUCCACCGUUGAAUCGCCUUCUCUAACAAAUGAUCUUAUACCUAUUGGUGCUAUACCUUUAAUUGCUACUAGUUCUCCUGACUAUGUGGAAUCAGUAACAAAAACCAUUAACUCAGCCAAUGCUGUUUACAGUGAAUUUAUGAAAUCUGAUGAUGGCAGAGGAUUUAAUGGUCAAGUUUGUGUUGUAGGUGACAGCAUGGGUUCUGUUUUAGCAUACGAUGCUCUUUGCCGAACUUUACAAUACCAAUCUCGUCACGAUAGUGAAAACAGCAUUUUAGAUACUGAGAUUACAAUACCAAAUGACACUACUGAACAUUAUCUAAAUAAAUCACACUUGCAAGCUCCUACGCCAAGGCGACGUUCAUCUUCAACGAGUGAGAAUCAAAUUAAAUUUGAAUUUGAGGUCAGUGAUUUUUUCACAUUUGGUAGUCCACUAUCUUUAAUUUUAGCAUCACGGAAGAUUUCGGAUGAUAAGUCGCGUGAUAUUGUGAAGCCACCUGUCCAACAGGUCUUCAAUCUGUUCCAUCCUACUGAUCCGGUUGCUGCUAGAAUGGAACCUUUACUUUCUGCAAGAUUUACAAACUUACCACCAAUUAAUGUUGCUAGAUAUGCAAAAUAUCCCUUGGGUAAUGGUCAACCUUACCAUCUCAUGGAAUUAAUACAAAGUCAUCCACAAUUAUUUGGUGAUCAUUUACAAAUGCCUCCUACUCCAGUAUUGAGAAGAUUAUCGGAAGCAUCAGUUCAGAGUACAGUGAGUGGUUUAGUUGACAACAUUCCCUUAAUUACAAUGAAUGCUUUACAGCAAAAAUGGUGGGGUUCUAAACGUUUGGACUAUGCCUUAUACUGUCCCGAAGGUUUAACAAACUUUCCCACUAAUGCUCUGCCUCAUUUAUUCCACGCCAGUUACUGGGAGAGCUCCGAUGUGAUAGCCUUUAUUUUACGUCAAAUUGGGCAUUUUGAUUUGGCUCUCUACAGUCAUUCAGAUGAUAAAGAAUGCACUUUAUUCAAACCUGAUCAGGAACGAGAGAAAUGGAUGAGGAAAAGAACCUCAGUGAAAUUAAAAAAUGUAGCAGCCAAUCACAGGGCAAACGAUGUUAUCCUGAAAGAGGGUAAUCCCCAAACAUUUACAGCCAGAUUCAUGUAUGGACCUCUGGAUAUGAUUAAUUUGACAGGAGAGAAAGUUGAUAUUUAUAUGAUGAAAGAUCCGCCUGCUGGAGAAUGGGCUAUGUUGGCUACUGUGGUUACUGAUAAAACUGGGAGGAUUUCAUACACUAUCCCAGAAAAGCAAAGUGUUGGGUGUGGGAUAUAUCCAAUGAGAGUGGUAGUUAGAGGUGACCAUACUAGUUGUAAUUUCCAUCUAUCGGUUGUUCCCCCGCAAACCGAAUGUGUGGUUUUCAGUAUCGAUGGCUCUUUCACGGCUAGCGUUUCAGUGACUGGUCGUGAUCCAAAAGUAAGAGCCGGGGCAGUCGACGUUGUUCGAUUCUGGCAAGACUUGGGAUAUCUCAUUCUUUACAUAACUGGGAGACCUGAUAUGCAACAAAGGAAGGUCGUGUCUUGGUUGGCUGAACAUAACUUCCCGCAUGGGUUAGUUUUCUUCUCAGAUGGCUUCUCUACAGACCCCUUAGGGCAUAAAGCAGCUCAUUUGAACAGUCUAAUUACGGAGCAAGGUGUAAUACUGCAUGCGGCUUAUGGAUCCGGGAAAGACAUAACGGUGUACCAUAACUGCGGGCUAUCUCCGAAGCAGAUUUAUGCUAUAGGUCGCAUAAGUAAGAAAUACAGUAACAUGGCGACUACUUUGGCCGACGGAUACGCCUCUCACUUGGCAGAUUUGAAGCAGCCAGGAGCCGUCAGGCCCGCCCGAGGCAACGCUCGGCUUCUCGUGCCCCGGCGGCUGCUGGCGCCGGUAAACAACACAUCAUCCUCUCGCAAUCGUCGUUAAUGUGAUAAUUUCAAUCAUGCUUUAAGUAUUUCAAGCGCUUUUUUGGAUAAUAUGAUAUUAUAGUGACCACGGUGCGUAAUUAUUAUUA